UACGACGACCGACGACCGUACCAUCAAGAAAUUAUGGCAGACUACAAAGUGAAACUCCGAGCAUAUGCCAAAACAGUCCUUCAUGCAGCGAAAUACCCUCAUUGUGCCGUAAAUGGAGUUCUACUUGCUGAUAAGGAAAAAUUGAAGGACGGGAAAUGUUUGGAAUUUGUAGAUUGUAUACCAUUUUUUCACCAUUCACUUGCGCUUGCUCCGAUGCUGGAGGUGGCUCUGGUACAGGUUGAUGCUUACUGUCAUGCCCAUGGACUCAAGAUUGCAGCAUACUAUCAAGCUAAUGAACUCUUGAAAGAUAUAGAGCCAGAUUCAAUAGCAGUGAGAAUAGCAGAUAGAAUAAAUGAUAACUCUUCAGAUUCAUGUCUUUUAAUGAUUGACAACACAAAACUAACGGGAGGAUGUGAGAAGUGUGCCCUGAGACUCUAUACCUUACAGGAUGGUAAAUGGGGAUAUCGCGGAACACAAACAAGUAACCUGAAGUUGGAUAACAGUGAAACCACUCUAAGGAUCACAUCCGAUCUUCUGCGAUCGAGAGCGUACAGCGAUCUAGUUGACUUUGAUACCCAUCUUGGUGACAUCUCAAAAGAAUGGCAAAAUCUUGAGCUGAACGCACAAAUUGAAAACUGUUCAUGAUGUAAGAUAAAUGCCUGCUUUAUCAGGGUGUGGUCUAAAAUCAGUAAAUUGCUGAUUGGCCUACACCUACUUUGUCAAAUUUCCAUUGGGUCUCAUGCCCCUGUGGUGUAAUCCUGGUGGGUGUUUCAUAAAGCUGUUCAUAGGUUAAGAGCGACUUUAAGAGCGAAUGGUGAACCUUUCUUAAGU
Molecule: messenger RNA, 831 nt
Organism: Lytechinus variegatus (green sea urchin)
Lineage: Eukaryota; Metazoa; Echinodermata; Echinoidea; Temnopleuroida; Toxopneustidae
Gene: emc8
Product: ER membrane protein complex subunit 8-like
Exons: 5
Coding region: 34-645 (203 amino acids)
Cellular component (GO): EMC complex
Source: RefSeq, a predicted model, not a curated record